Messenger RNA from Diaporthe batatas, 357 nucleotides. RefSeq lists its product as uncharacterized. The record is from RefSeq and is a predicted model, not a curated record. The coding region runs from base 1 to 357 and encodes 118 amino acids. The transcript has 2 exons. Lineage: Eukaryota; Fungi; Ascomycota; Sordariomycetes; Diaporthales; Diaporthaceae.
AUGGCACCGUCCAAGGAGGAGCUCAACAAGAUUGCCCAGGACGCUGAGCGCGACCUGAACUCCUACCAGGCGAAACAAGGUCUCAACAAUGUCUCAGUGGAGGAUGCCGGCGUUGACUCCAUCGUUGAGAACAAGUUCCCGGGUGCCGAAGUGAAAGUCGGCACCGAGAUCAGCACAAACGCCGGUUACAACCGGAGAAUUCCCCCAGAGGAGGGCGGUGAGCUUGACGACCGUGGAAGGCAAACCACUGGCAAAGACUUUGAGGGCACCGGAGGUCCAGAGCACAAGAUCGCCCAGGCUCAAGACGAACGCGGUGGCCACAACGACAACGACGUCAUUCCCAAGAAGGCCAUCUGA